Molecule: messenger RNA, 5697 nt
Organism: Salvia miltiorrhiza (redroot sage)
Lineage: Eukaryota; Viridiplantae; Streptophyta; Magnoliopsida; Lamiales; Lamiaceae
Product: receptor kinase-like protein Xa21
Exons: 5
Coding region: 20-3496 (1158 amino acids)
Biological process (GO): protein phosphorylation
Cellular component (GO): plasma membrane
Molecular function (GO): protein kinase activity; protein binding; ATP binding
Source: RefSeq, a predicted model, not a curated record
ACAGUCACAAUUUGCAGCCAUGGAGAAAAAGCUUUAUUGCAUUUUGCCUUAUGCAUUCCUAAUUACCAUAACCUUCCCAAUGCUUUCUUCUGAAGCCAAACAACCUUUGAGCCUUGCAACUGAUCAAACUGCCCUUCUUUCACUCAAACAACACAUCACCUCCGACCCUUCUCUUUUACUUGCAACUAAUUGGACCAACUCCACCUCCGUCUGCACCUGGAUUGGCGUCACUUGCAGCUUCCGCCACCACAGAGUAGCUGCCUUGAAUCUCUCCAACAUGGCUCUCUCCGCCACCAUUCCACCGCAGCUCGGACACCUCUCCUUCCUCGUCUCCCUCGACCUCUCCAACAACCUUUUCCAUGGAGAUUUGCCUCAAGAGCUGUCUCUCCUUCGCCGUUUGAAGUUCAUAUCUUUCCGACUCAACAACUUCACCGGAGACAUCCCUCCGAUGUUGGGUCAGUUACCAAAAUUAGAGUACUUGAAUUUACGCAACAACAGCUUCAUAGGUUCCAUCCCGAAAUCGCUCUCAAACCUCACAAACCUACGAUUUCUUGACUUAACACACAAUUCUCUAAGUGGAGAAAUUCCAAAAGAGUUUGGGAGACUUCAAAGUCUACAAACUCUAGUUGUUCAAUUCAAUCAUCUCUCCGGUGCUAUACCAUCAGCCAUAUUCAACAUCUCGACCCUUGUAGCUAUAGCAUUGAGAGACAAUGAAUUGAGUGGAAGUCUUCCAACAGACAUGUGCAGUAAUCUUCCAUUUCUUGCUGGGAUUUAUCUUUCUAAAAAUCGGCUGAGUGGCGCGAUUCCCUCAAAUCUAUCCCAAUGUUCACGGCUUGAGGUGUUGAGCCUCUCUUACAACUCUUUUAGUGGGGAGAUACCUUCAGAAAUCGGCUACUUAUCAUCUCUUCAGCAUUUAUCUCUUGGUGGUAACAAUUUGAAUGGAAUACUACCACAUGAGAUUGGCCAUCUUCAGAGUCUGGUUACUUUUGGUGCUGAACGGAAUGAGAUUGCGGGCUCAAUUGACUUAAAUAUUUUCAUGAAUAUGUCUGCUCUGCAAACCAUAUAUCUAGGGCGCAACAAAUUCACAGGGAACCUUUCAAGGGAUGUCGGGAAUAUUACCAUGCUAACAGAGUUAUACCUCUCGGACAACCAUUUUACAGGGCUUAUUCCCACUGCAUUUGGCCAACUUUACCAUUUGGAGACAUUAUUAUUAGAUUCGAACAGCUUGAGUGGUUCGAUUCCACAUGAGCUCUUUAACAUUUCAACUCUUCGGAGUCUUGGACUUACCGACAAUGCUCUGUCAGGGGUUCUUCCAACCCGUUUAUGCCAUGCCUCUCCCUUUCUUGAAAGAUUGUUUCUUAGCAGUAGUUCUAUCACCGGAGCAAUACCCAACUCCAUCUCUAACUGUUCUCGACUCACAAUUCUCUCACUUGCUGAAAACAAAUUGAGUGGUUAUAUACCUACUCAUCUCUGCAAACUAAGACUUCUUCAAAGUCUUGAACUGUUCAGCAACAAUCUUACCCAGGCACCAUCUUCUUCCUUCAUUACUUCAUUGACAAAUUGCAAGUCUCUAACUUAUUUGGAUAUUUCUAAUAAUCCUCUAAAUGGUGUCAUUCCUGCUUCUGUCGGGAACUUAUCUUCCUUACUCGAAAGUUUCUAUGCCUACAACUGCAAAUUCAGUGGCAACAUUCAUGUUGAAAUAGGCAAUCUAAGCAAUUUGAUGACAUUGGCGUUGUCGGCAAAUGAGUUAUCUGGUAAUAUUCCACCAACUAUUAGACAUUUGCAUGAACUUCAAGGAUUAGAUUUGUCUGCUAACAGGUUGGGAGGCUCAAUACCACAUGCUAUAUGUGAUCUAUUCAGCCUCAAUACUUUAGUUAUGAGCCAGAAUCAAUUUUCAGGCCCAAUUCCUAAAUGUCUGGGAAAUGUCUCUUCUUUAAGAAAUCUUUAUCUAGACUCCAACAUGUUGAAUUCAAGCAUACCAUCAAACUUAUGGGACCUAAAUGAUUUGAUCAAUCUUGACUUGUCCUCAAAUUCAUUAAAUGGGUCACUACCUCUAGAGAUGAGUAACUUAGGAGCAGCGAUCUAUAUAAACCUAUCGAUUAAUCAGUUGUCAAAGUCUAUUCCUAGCACUAUUGGGAAGUUGCAGAAUUUGGUUGAUCUGUCUUUGGCAAAUAAUAGACUAGAAGGUUCUAUUCCUGUGUCUAUGGGAAGCAUGAUCAGUUUGGAAAAUCUCGACUUGUCGUACAACAACCUCUCUGGUUCAAUCCCAAAGUCUUUAGAAGCACUUCAACACCUCGACUACUUUAAUGUCUCUUUCAAUAGUUUAAGUGGAGAAAUUCCUAAUGGAGGUUCUUUUAGAAACUUCACUAUGGAUUCUUUUAAGGGUAAUGAGGCAUUGUGUGGAAUCCCCAAGUUCCAUAUCCAAAUUUGCCCUUCAAUUUCUAAUCACACAUCAAAGAGAAAGAAGGUGGAACGAGCUUUAUUUAUUGUUUUCGGGGUUGUGGCUUUCAUCUCAGUACUUUCUUUGGCCUUUAUAAUUGUCAGAAACAAAAGGAAAGAUAAGAUGACUAGAGAAGUUGAUGAGUCGAUAUUCAUUGUGCCGGAAAGAAUCUCUUAUUAUGCACUGCUGCAAGCAACAAAAAGAUUCGAUGAAAGCAAUUUACUUGGCACUGGGAGUUCUUGCUCUGUUUAUAAAGGAAUUCUUAACAAUGGGAAGGAUAUCGUUGUCAAGGUGUUUAAUAUGCAACUAGAAGGUAUUUCAAGAAUAUUCGAUAUCGAAUGUGAGAUACUACGUAGCAUUCGACACAGGAAUCUGACAAGCGUCAUAAGCAGUUGCUCCAAUGAAGAGUUCAAGGCAUUAGUACUUGAAUAUAUGCCAAAGGGAAACCUUGAAAAAUGGUUAUAUUCCCACAACUAUUGCUUGAAUAUGACGGAAAGAUUGAAUAUAAUGAUUGAUGUUGCAUCUGCUUUGGAGUAUCUUCACCACGGUUAUUCAAUGCCCAUUGUCCACAGCGACUUGAAGCCUAGUAAUGUGCUGUUAGAUGAAGACAUGGUUGCCCAUGUAAGCGACUUUGGGAUAGCAAAGUUGUUAUGCGAUGGAGAUAGCUUUGCGUUAACCAACACGCUAGCAACAUUGGGUUACAUCGCUCCAGAGUAUGGCUUGGAAGGGCUAGUUUCAACAAGGUGUGAUGUGUAUAGCUACGGGGUGAUGUUGAUUGAAACUUUUACGAGAAAAAGGCCUAGUGAUGAUAUGUUUUGCGGAGAUAUGAGCUUAAAGAGAUGGGUAGAACUCUCUCUUUCGAAGAACCCACAUGAAGUGAUAGAUGCCAACUUAGUCAUGAAUUUGGAGGAAAAAAUGAUUGACAAGAAUAUGCAGUGUGUAUUAUCCAUACUUGAAAUGGCUCUUAAAUGCUCUGCGGACUCUCCCGGGGAUAGAAUCAACAUGAAACAAGCACAUGCAGAGUUGCUGAAAAUCAAACGUCAAUUUUCCCAAUGAGAUUCAAGUAAGCUAUUUCAAAGUUCUAUGUUAUUUCUAAAAGGAUAUCAUAUCCCAAAUUUUCUAUCGCAAAGUUAGCUAAUGAUGUCUUCUUCAUUUGGUGGCUUUGAUGAGGCACGUAGUGUUGAUGAUUUUGAAGAGGCAGUAAUUUGGCUCUAGAUAGUGGUGAGGUGGAUGACAUAAAGAAUGGAAAAUUUGGCUUGGUCAAUUUGUUGGUUUUUCCUAUCGUUGUUAAUUCGUUCUUCUUGUUUCUUCUUUUUUCCUUUACCGGUGUUUUUCCCAUAUGGUUUUCGCUAGAAAGGUUUGCUAGGUUCUCUUUUUCGUUUUUAUCCUUUUAUAUAAUUUCUAUUUCAACAACUGAUACUCAAGGUUUUUCUAUCCCUCUUUCCUCCUUAUUUUAUGUUCUUGAGUUUACAUAUAAUCUUCUUUGUCACAGCUUUAAAUGCAAAAUCUUUCUGAAAAACGCCUCUGCCUCACCAUUCUCACCAACUAAAACAACCCCUCUCAAAAGAGUUCUGAAAAUUUUGAUAUUCCGCUCGCAGUCGAACUUGAUCAAGCUGCCCAGAAGCGCAAACCCGAUCUUCAUAAGGCAUAGAAGGUAGCAGCAAUUUAUUGUGAUACUCAUCGAGCACAAAUUCAAUUCGACGUCCCAUUGGCGCAUUCCGUCGAACAUGUAGAGGGAAACUCGAUAUAUCCCCCCAAUUUUACCGUGUAACUCAACUUUUCUGGAAUAUUAAAUACUAUUAUCGAAUAAGGCACUGAAAACAGUUGCUAUGUGGAUUUUUUUUUGUAUGUUGGUAUCGUGGUCAUGUUAUUCUUUGUUUUUAUUUGGGAGAUUAUUGUUUACAUGUUGUUGUGUGUAAAUUAUUAACUCGUUGCAUUAUUUAUUUAGAAUAUUUAGCAUAAACAGAUGAAAUAUAAAAAAUGGUUUAUGCAUGUGUGAAUUCUGUGGCUUAUGUUUGACUAUUCAACUAAUUUUUUGUUUAGUGGGAUGUGUCUUAUUAAUUUGCUUGUGUUGCAUAUGAGUUUUUUCUUUGUUUUUAUUGAUUUUAAUAUUCAAAACAUAUUAGUGAUAGUCUUGACCUAAUGUAAUGUUUUGUUUGGAUCAUAGCUAAAAUAAGAGACCUUUUAUAUUUUUAAUUAAUUUAUUUCACUUUUUUUUUAGAAAAAAAAUGGAGGUUGCUGUGCUACCCAUAAUCACAAUUAGAGAAUAAAAUCUGGAUUACUAUAAUUUAACAAACUUUGCGCCUCCAAUACUGUCAGCCUUAAUGCAACCAACCCCACUGCCGUCAACCAUACACUCUUGUUUAUAAAAUAAUUUAUAGGUUAUAAAUAAAUAUUUAUUCUUGUUUUCUCUCGUUGAAUCAAUAGGCAUGCUUUUAUCAUACAUUAAGCUUACAUAUGUAUUUUUUUUUUGAAAGCGGCACAACAUUUGUAUUAAUUAUAGGGGAUUGCUUUAUCGCCAAGUUGAAUUCCAAGUUGGGGAUAAGGUGUUGGUCAAAUUACAACCUUAUCGCCAAACUUCAGUAGCUGGUCGAAGUUCUCCUAAGUUGGCGCUUUGAUACUAUGGUCCAUUCACGAUCAUAGAGAAGAUUGGGGUUGUAGCUUACCGUUUGGAGUUGCCGCCUACUAGCCGCAUUCACCCCGUCUUCCACAUCUCUACCUUGAAACCUUUUAAGGGAGAUGGUACUGAGUUGAUUUUCCAGUUGCCUCCAGAUUCGGUGCAAGCUCAACCAGUAAUUACCCCAAUCGCAGUCUGCUCAUCGCGCCACAUACUCUCUCAUGGCAAGGUGCGACACCAAGUGCUGGUUCAGUGGUCCGGCGAACCACCUGAGAGCUCGACGUGGGAGGAUUUUGAAGAUUUCAAGCGAGAUUUUCCCCAGUUUCACCUUGAUGACAAGGUGGUUCCAGAAGUGGUGGGGAAUGAUACACCUGACAACACUACCAGCCCAAGCCCCACCAAGGAAGACGAAGGCCCACGUUGCACCAAGCCCACUCGAGUAACCAAACUCCCCAUCAAGCUCAAGGAUUACAUUUUAGGAUGAAAAUACCUACCGGUCCCCUCCUCCCUCUGAAAGUUGUUGUUAUGGCAGGUCUAGCUGUCGUUUGUUUUUAGCUUAACCGAAGGCCUGUGUGCCAUUUAAUGUCUCUACUCUAGUUUGCUUUCUCAUUGAAUGAAAAACUCAGUUGUUGUUCUGAAA